AUGUUCGAAAAAGGACAAGGAAACGACCCAUUUCGUUACAGGAGAUCGUCAUUAUUUUAUAAUCGCCUUUUUAGUCGUAGAAGUAAUCUUAGAUUCGUUCUUAUUGUAUUAUUAUUCGGCGCGACUAUAUUGAUCAUUAUUAUAAAGCCUCGACCCUAUUCUGAUCCUCGUGCAUUGCCUGAAUUAACUGGAUUAUUAGACUCUGACUCUUCAGAAACUGAUAGUUCACAAAUAGCUUGGAAAACCGAUCUGAAUAAAAAGAUUAGUUCCAGAUCAAGUUUUUAUAAACCUGAACAAUUUACUAAAGACGCUUUAAAAAGAAAUAAGCUCAUUCCCGUUACUGCAGUAAUAUUGGGUUGGAAGCGUACUGAAAGUUUGAAGGUAGUGGUGAAUUAUAUGUCAAAAUAUCCUUUUAUAAAAGAAAUCUUGAUAUGGAAUAAUAACAAUGAAACAAGGCUUAAUGUUGAGGAUUUCAAACUCAAUAAUAAUAUAAAUGUAGUUUUGAAUGUGUUUAAUUCUGAUGAAAAUCUUCAUGAUCUUUCUAAAUAUAUAACAUGUUCUAUGGCUGAAUAUGACUACUGUUAUUUCCAAGAUGAUGAUUGGCUAAAUUUAUAUAUGGACAGUACUUAUACUAAUUUCCUCAAAAACCCCAGUCUGAUUCAUUCAAACACAAUGCCACUUAUCCAUUUAGAACAUCGAAGAUGGAUGUUUUCUAAUGCAGAUAAGAAUAUUCAUACCGGUUUCACUUGGCUCGGUUGCGGUUCUUUUAUUUCACGAGCAAAAGUUCAAAAGUUUCUCGGUCAACUUGGUUAUAUUUCAUUAUCCAAAGACCGUCUUAAACUUGCGGAUAUGUACUUUUCUUUGUGGACAAAUCAGUAUCCUUAUCAACUUUCUAAUCCUUUAACUCCGUUGGAUCAAGAUAACGGCUGGAGUAAUAGCGUUGAUCAAUGGUCCAUAGUUUAUAGUAAUAUUCUUGAUGCGGCUCAAAAAUUAUACACUGCAUUAGCUGUCAAACCAAUUUUCAAUCAUUUUGAACGCGUGGAAGAAACUCCUUAUUAUCACGAACGCGAUGUCAGAGCACCGUGCAUAAAUGAUAAAUGUCUUUUCAUCACGAAUAUCGACCCAUUUCCUCAUCCAUCUCGUGUUUAUUACGCGAAUAAUGUUACCCAUGUUCAUGAACAAGAAGCUAAAUUCAAUGCUUUGGAUUUUCCAAGCAAUGACUUCUGGGAAAAACAUGCUUAUCAUAAUGCCGUAGAUUUGAAUCUAAACACUUGUUGGAAUUCAUUUAAAAUACCUAAAGAGGGUGAUUAUUUUGGACUACAAUUUGUAGAACCAAAAUCAUACAACAAAGUUACUAUUAUAUCCUCGAACGAUAUAAGUAAUUUUGAUGCGUCUUUUACCGUUGAAAUUUCUUUUGACGGAUAUAAUUGGAAAACUUGUGAUAAACUUGAAUCAUCUUAUGAAGCUCAAGACUACAAUUCGGUUGAUAUAAAUAAUAUCAUCGCCAUGGAUUUUGAUUCGGCUGAUAUACCAAAAAGUAAUAUAAUCACCAUGGAUUUUAAAUGUUUUGAGGAAGAAAAUAAAAAUGACCCUAUCAGUUUUAUAAAGUUUCAAGCUACGAGAAAUUUUACUGAACCUUUUGAGAUUUGUUCUUUUAUUUUAGAUGGAUUAAGCAUAUAG
Messenger RNA from Dentiscutata erythropus, 1680 nucleotides. The record is from the annotation of a GenBank genome assembly. NCBI's taxonomy places the organism in Eukaryota, Fungi, Glomeromycota, Glomeromycetes, Diversisporales, Gigasporaceae.